AUGGGGAAGUCGAGGUUUUUCUUUGUGUGCUUGCUCUUGUUAACCGUAUUCUCAAAUUUUAGCUAUGCAGCUAUAACAACAGAUAGUCCUUUGUCAAUAGGACAGACUCUCAGCUCCCCUAAUAACCUUUAUGAAUUGGGGUUUUUCAGUCCUAAUAACUCUCACAAUCUGUAUAUUGGAAUCUGGUUCAAGCUUAUCAUUCCCCGGGUGGUUGUUUGGGUGGCCAAUAGAGAAAAUCCUGUUACAGACUCCAUGGCAAAUCUAGCUAUCAGCACCAAUGGAAGUCUGCUUUUAUUCAAUGGCAAACAUGGUGUUGUCUGGUCCAUUGGAGACACUUUUGCUUCUAACGGGUCUCAAGCAGAGCUUUCAGACAGGGGAUAUCUUAUUGUUAUCGACAAUGUUUCAGGGAGAACUCUAUGGCAAAGCAUUGAGCAUCUUGGUGAUACUAUGCUACCUUACUCAUCCCUGAUGUAUAACCUCGCCACUGGUGAGAAGCGCAUGUUGACUUCUUGGAAAAGUUACACUGAUCCAUCGCCUGGUGACUUUUCCUUUCAGAUUACACCGCAGGUGCCAUCGCAGGUGUGUACUAUGAGAGGCUCGACGCCUUAUUGGAGAAGUGGCCCAUGGGCUAAAACAAGAUUCUCCGGGAUACCGCAAAUGGAGGCAACAUAUUCAAGUCCAUUUAGCCUUCAGCAGGAUGCAAACGGGUCAGGAUCUUUCUCUUUUUUAGACAGAAACUUCAACCGUCCACGUAUAAUGCUAACAUCAGAGGGCUCACUGAAGAUUUCUCAGCCUAUUGGGACUGCCUGGAAAGUAUACUUUGAGGCUCCAGCCAACUCAUGUGAUUUUUACGGUGUAUGUGGACCUUUUGGGUUGUGUGUGAUGUCAGUACCUCCAAAGUGUAAAUGCUUCAAAGGGUUUGUACCAAAAUCAAUUGAGGAGUGGAGAAGAGGAAACUGGACUGAAGGUUGUGUGAGGCGUACAGAACUACUUUGUCAAGGAAACUCUACUGCCAAAGAUGUAAAUAUCUUCCAUCAGGUUGCCAACAUAAAGCCUCCAGACUUCUACAAAUUUGCAGAGGUUGUGGAUGCUAAAGAAUGCUACCAAAGUUGCCUCCACAAUUGCUCUUGCUUGGCCUUUGCGUAUAUCCAUGGAAUAGGGUGCUUACUGUGGAACCAAGACCUAAUGGACGCAGUGCAAUUUUCUGCAGGAGGAGAACAUCUUUCCAUUCGUCUUGCACGUUCGGAACUAGGUGGCCGCAACAAGACCAUUGCUGCUAGUAUUGUGAGCCUUUCUCUCUUUGUGAUACUAGCAUCUGCUGCGUUUGGUUUCUGGAGAUACAGAGUGAAACAUAACGCUAAUAUAUCAAAGGAUGAUUCACAAUAUGCAUGGAGGAAUGAUGUCUCAGGUUUAUAUUUCUUUGAGAUGACUACCAUUCAAACUGCCACCGAUAAUUUCAGUCCAUCAAAUAAACUCGGACAAGGUGGAUUUGGUUCAGUUUACAAGGGAAGGCUGCAAGAUUUGAAAGAAAUUGCUGUAAAACGGCUUUCUAGCAGCUCGGGGCAGGGUAAAGAUGAGUUCAUGAAUGAAGUAGUACUCAUCUCAAAACUACAGCACAGGAACUUAGUUCGGAUUUUGGGAUGUUGCAUCGAAGGAGAAGAGAAGCUAUUGAUUUAUGAGUUCAUGGUGAACAGAAGCCUUGAUACUUUUAUCUUUGAUUCAAGAAAAAGGCUUGAGAUUGAUUGGCCAAAGAGAUUUGAUAUCAUUCAAGGUAUUGCUCGUGGAAUUCUCUAUCUCCAUCACGACUCACGCCUCAGGGUUAUUCACCGAGAUCUCAAGGUCAGCAAUAUACUUCUGGAUGAGAAGAUGACCCCAAAAAUAUCAGAUUUUGGAUUGGCUCGGAUGUAUCAGGGAACCGAAUAUCAGGAAAACACUCGCCGAGUUGUAGGAACUUUAGGAUAUAUGUCACCUGAGUAUGCAUGGACUGGGAUGUUCUCCGAAAAAUCCGACAUCUACAGCUUCGGAGUUCUGCUUUUAGAAAUCAUAAGCGGAGAGAAGAUCUCAAGGUUCAGUAAUGGCGAAGGAAAAACCCUUCUUGCAUAUGCUUGGGACUCUUGGUGUGAAAAUGGAGGAGUUGAUCUUCUUGAUAAAGAUGUUGUUGAUUCAUGUAAGCCAUUAGAAGUUGAGAGAUGUGUUCAGAUUGGUUUGCUCUGCGUUCAACACCAACCUAUAGACAGACCAAACACACUUGAGUUGCUGUCUAUGCUCACCACAACAUCAGAUCUUCCACCACCAAAACAACCAACAUUUGCAUUGGACUCUAGAGAUGAUGAAUCCCAUGUUAGGGAUUUGAUCACUGUCGAUGAGAUGACACAAUCUGUGAUCCUUGGUCGUUAA
Messenger RNA from Arabis nemorensis, 2397 nucleotides. NCBI's taxonomy places the organism in Eukaryota, Viridiplantae, Streptophyta, Magnoliopsida, Brassicales, Brassicaceae. The record is from the annotation of a GenBank genome assembly.